Molecule: messenger RNA, 336 nt
Organism: Cantharellus anzutake
Lineage: Eukaryota; Fungi; Basidiomycota; Agaricomycetes; Cantharellales; Hydnaceae
Exons: 3
Coding region: 7-258 (83 amino acids)
Source: RefSeq, a predicted model, not a curated record
GACAACAUGAGUCGGGUUGCGCCGAUGGGCAAAGAGGGAUGCUGGCCACGCAGAUAUCUGGUGUGUGUGUGUGUGUGUGUGUGUUCUAUCGGAGGGACAUCAUCUAUCCUUGCGCAGUCGGCAAUUGUUAAUUUUUUUUAUUGCGACCAUGGAUCAUGGAUUGCCUGCCGCGCCCCCCCAAGUUGGGCUGUGACAUCGUGCCAGAUCGAGUGGAAACCCGCGCACAUCGGGAUUCCGAUCCGAUGGGAUGAAUCCUAGUUGUUGUUACUUACACACACACGGUGAACCCUUUCAUCAACCUCAGAAGUAUAGUAACGUACGAUCAUCACUAUUGAA